AGGGCGGGGGCCGGGGCUCUGCCCGGAGCCUUCGGGGUGGGCAUCCUGGGCAGGGCAAGCGGCUGAGGUGUGGAAGGGGAGGAUGCGCCUCUCCAAAACCCUUGUCGACAUGGACAUGGCCGACUAUAGUGCCGCGCUGGACCCAGCCUACACCACCCUGGAAUUCGAGAAUGUGCAGGUGUUGACGAUGGGCAAUGACACAUCCCCAUCAGAAGGUGCCAACCUCAACGCACCCAACAGCCUGGGUGUCAGCGCCCUGUGCGCCAUCUGUGGGGACCGGGCCACAGGGAAACACUACGGUGCCUCCAGCUGUGACGGUUGCAAGGGCUUCUUCCGGAGGAGUGUGAGAAAGAACCACAUGUACUCCUGCAGAUUUAGUCGGCAGUGCGUGGUGGACAAAGACAAGAGGAACCAGUGCCGCUACUGCAGGCUCAAGAAGUGCUUCCGGGCUGGCAUGAAGAAGGAAGCUGUGCAAAAUGAGCGGGACCGGAUCAGCACUCGCCGAUCAAGCUACGAGGACAGCAGCCUGCCCUCCAUCAAUGCAUUGUUGCAGGCCGAGGUCCUGUCCCAGCAGAUCACCUCCCCCGUCUCCGGGAUCAACGGAGACAUUCGGGCGAAAAAGAUCGCCAGCAUCGCAGAUGUGUGUGAGUCCAUGAAGGAGCAGUUGCUGGUGCUCGUUGAGUGGGCCAAGUACAUUCCUGCUUUCUGCGAGCUCCCUCUGGAUGACCAGGUGGCCCUGCUCAGAGCCCACGCCGGUGAGCACCUGCUGCUUGGAGCCACCAAGCGAUCCAUGGUGUUCAAGGACGUUCUGCUUCUAGGCAAUGACUACAUCGUCCCUCGGCACUGCCCGGAGCUGGCAGAGAUGAGCCGGGUGUCCGUGCGCAUCCUCGACGAGCUGGUGCUGCCCUUCCAGGAGCUGCAGAUAGAUGACAAUGAGUAUGCCUGCCUCAAAGCCAUCAUCUUCUUUGACCCAGACGCCAAGGGGCUGAGCGACCCGGGCAAGAUCAAGCGGCUGCGCUCCCAGGUGCAGGUGAGCCUGGAGGACUACAUCAACGACCGCCAGUACGACUCGCGUGGCCGCUUCGGCGAGCUGUUGCUACUGCUGCCCACCCUGCAGAGCAUCACCUGGCAGAUGAUCGAGCAGAUCCAGUUCAUCAAGCUCUUCGGCAUGGCCAAGAUCGACAACCUGCUGCAGGAGAUGCUGCUGGGAGGUCCGUGCCAGGCCCGGGAGGGGCUGAGAGGGUCCUCCAGUGAUGCACCUCAUGCCCAUCAUCCCCUGCACCCUCACCUGAUGCAGGAACACAUGGGCACGAACGUCAUUGUUGCCAACACAAUGCCCUCUCACCUCAGCAAUGGACAGAUGUGUGAGUGGCCCCGACCCAGGGGGCAGGCAGGGCUGGAAUUCUCAGCAGCCCCUGUCUGUCUCUCUGUCCUUCCAGCCACCCCUGAGACUCCACAGCCCUCACCACCAGGUGGCUCAGCGUCUGAGCCCUACAAGCUCCUGCCAGGAGCGAUCGCCACGAUUGUCAAGCCCCCCUCCGCCAUCCCCCAGCCGACCAUCACCAAGCAGGAAGUCAUCUAGCAAGCCGCUGGGGGUCGGGGCUCUGCCGGCCCCCCAGCCCCCUCAGAGAGCCCCGGUGGUCACUUGUUCACAGUGAAGGAAGCCGUGACAACAAGGCCAGUCUCAGGGCAGCAAUGGAAAGGGCGAAGGGCCCAAGAACUUGGGCUGCGGGCCACAUCCCAUUGCUACCCUCCACCCCCUGCUCUGGAUGAUGGGGCUUUGACUUGGGGAGACCCCAGCUGGAAAAUCCUCUGUUGCCUUGGACAACUCUUCUCUUGCCAAAGCCACUGCCUUCCCCUUCAUCAUACCUAACCCCAACUUCUUCACCCCCAAAGGACAACUCUCUGGAGAUGACAUGGGACCUUGCUUGGACAGAGCUAGCUCCCUUUCCCCUCAGACCGGUACUUCUCUCCAAGUACUGUCCUAGUGCCCAGACACAAAACCCUUCAAGGCUGGGUCAGAUCAGGGUCUCUGAUCCCUUCCUGUCCUGCUGCCCCUGCCUGCAACGCUCCUCUCCACUUGCCACCGUCACCCACCUCAGCCAUGCUAAUUUCUCCACAGUCACCUCUCCAGAGGCUGAAGAAGACUUGCAGACAACCACCCGGUCAUCCCAGGAGCAUUUCUAAAGCACUAGCUGGGCUAGGCACAGUGUAGGAGACUGUUGAGAAGGAAGACACUGUUCCACCUGUAACCCAUGGCUCUUCCCUUCUUUGGGACUUGGGUGGGUACGGGGGUGAUGCUCCCUACAGGCUGUCAACACCGAGAGGACAAUCCAAGGUGGGCAACUGCAACAGGAACUUGGAGGGACUAGGGUGGUCGGAGAAAGCACCAAGAAAGGGGCAGACUGCAUUAGGCCUUUAAGGAAGGGCUGGAUUUCAGCUAGUGGAGCAGGUGAGACACAGCAUUCCAAAGUAGGGCAAACAGUCUGGGCGAGGACUCAGGUCAGAAGAAGGGCGUGGGGGGAAGGCAAUGAAAAGACUGAGCUGUCUGGAGGAGGCUGGGGGCCUUGAACCCCAGACUGAGGCACUGAGACGUGGGCUCCUCGGCCAUGACUAGCUGGGAGGAUGUGCGGCGGGUCGGGAGGGAGCAGGCAGGCCAGAUGGGGGCUGGUGAUGCAUGUGAUGCAGGUGAGAGGGAAGACACCUGGAGACGGCGGUGAAGAUGGAUGGGUGCACGCGGCUCAGAAGGGUGUCAGGGAGGAAUUGCCCCCCCAGGGCCCGUCUCAGACUCUGCCUCAUUCCUGGCGCUGUGUUAAGUGCAGCACAUGCAUCGUCUCUUUCAUUGUCACCGAAGAUGAAAUUGAGAUCUAAGUAGUUAAGUGACUUUUCUGGAACCCACAGUUAGUAAAUGGCUGAGUCAGGAUUUGAUCCUGUAUCUUCCUGGAUCAGAACAGGAGCUCUUGACCACGGUGACUAAAAGGGCCCUUCUGUCCUCACCAUGAUCUAGUUUGAGGGGCUUCCUGCCCCUGUCGCCAGCCUCAGAAGCCAAAGCCUUAUUCUUCCCAGGGGCCCCACCAAUGGCCAGGACUAAGAUUGGCUUGGAGCUACACUAAUAUCUAAUCAGGGUCCAGCAUCCUGUUUGCUGAUGAAAAGGAGAAGUUAUAAUUGUUGGACUUCUUUUCUCUCCUCACUCCCCAAGUCCAGGGCGGGUGUCAGGGGUCUGGCUCUUGGGAGAUGGACCAAUAUGGCCUGGCCAUCUGGGAGCAGGAUGGUUUGGGGGUAGUUCAAGGGAGGGAUGAGAAGGCCUGGGUUUGAGCACAUUUGAGAAACAUUAAGCCCCAAGAUGGAACAGUCAGCAUGUCAUGUGGAAUUUUGGAGGCUUUGGGAAAAUUCUGCAAAAUGCCACUAAGCCAGUGGGAAUGAAAGAGAUGGGUCCUGUGGCUGGCACUGUGCUUAGGUAGGAGAGUGAACAGUUAGACUGGCUACCUACCCCCACCCCAGGCUGACCUUUCUGAGUGGAUGGGGGGGGCAGGACUCCAGUGCCCCCAGAUUCCACCAUUGGUGAUGGCUCCUUUUUGUGAAAGAGGCAUGAGGGGUUCAAGGGCAAUAUGUCCAAGGGAAACCUCUACAUCACCAGUGGUCCCAGGAGCAGCCUACCCAAGCCACCAAGCCAAGUCCCUGGUGCCAGAGAGACUGCUCCCUACUCAGAGCUCUCAAGUCUUCCCAAGCCCCUCUCUGGGUCCCCAGAAAUUCCAGCCAGGGAGCUCAGACUCAUCUGGGACAAGGUGAGGAAACUGGAACUAUUCUGUCAUUGCGGUCAUUCCCACUCUUUGCUCCUCUGCCCCCCAAAGUCGCUCGGGCCUCUGUCAUAGGAGUGAAUCGAGUUAAGAGUUUUCCACAGGAUGGAGUUGGAGUACCAGUGGCUUUUAAUAGUAGCAAAAUCUUCUGGGUGAGGGGUUCAGUCCUUAGCCCCAAUUAACCCUGCCAGCAGGAGAAAUCCAUUCCAUUUAAAUAAUUUUACUGUAACGUGGGAAGCACAAAACAAAGAGCAGUUUGCUUUUCUGAUUCUGAGGACAUGGCAUUGGAAAAUCCCUCUCUCUCUCUCUCUCUCUCCUCUCUCUCUCUCUCUCUCUCUGUCCCCCCCUCUCCCUCUCUCCCUCUUCUUCUCUCUCUGCCACUUGAGUUCUGGUCCUAAACAAUGAAAUCUGAAGGACUAAAUAAACAAGGGUUGGGAGGGCAAGCAUGGACCCUGCAGUUCCUCCCCUGAGACAGCCUCUUCUCCAGGCAGCUCUCAGAAGCUUCCAGAAUCUGCAUGACUCCCCGCAGAGUAGACAGAGGAGAGGGUGGGAAAUGGACGCUCCUAGAUUUUUGUGAUGACCAAGCCAAUUGCUUUUGCCAAAUUGUUCUGUGAUUUGCCCUGAUUGGGAUGAAUUGUGAAAUUCACAUCAAGCAAUACUGGAAGCGGGCUGCUUCCUGUGGGUGUGAAUGCCACCAGCCCCUGUGCUGACACCUGAGCCCCUGUCACUCUGCCGCCCAAUGGGGCAGAGAAGCAAAAAAACAUUUCUUACUCUUGUGUGUUUUAACAAAAGUUUAUAAAGCAAAAUAAAUGGCGCAUAUGUUUUCUAAGUC
Messenger RNA from Lynx canadensis (Canada lynx), 4629 nucleotides. It is a transcript of the gene HNF4A, whose product is annotated as hepatocyte nuclear factor 4 alpha. Gene Ontology annotation, molecular function: zinc ion binding; RNA polymerase II cis-regulatory region sequence-specific DNA binding; nuclear receptor activity. The coding region runs from base 83 to 1582 and encodes 499 amino acids. Gene Ontology annotation, biological process: anatomical structure development; positive regulation of transcription by RNA polymerase II; cell differentiation. NCBI's taxonomy places the organism in Eukaryota, Metazoa, Chordata, Mammalia, Carnivora, Felidae. Gene Ontology annotation, cellular component: nucleus. The transcript has 10 exons. The record is from RefSeq and is a predicted model, not a curated record.